GUAAACUCUCUGUUCUCUGCCCCCCGACAGCUUCGUUUUGCGGCUGCUUUGAAACCGAACCCCUCAAGAUGAAGAGGACCCUGAAUUUCUGCUCAGCCCUCAGCCUCCUGAUGGCCUUCUUCUGUCAUCAGGCACAAGCAUGUGGCAGUCAAGAGUACUGGAGUUCCAAAGGCUACUGUGUCCCUUGCGAAGGUUGUCCUCCGGGAGAGGAGCCAGACAGGACAUGUGGCUAUGGGAAAGGACUGGGGAUGAUUUGCAAGGCUUGCUCUGCGGGAACCUUCUCUCCCAGCUAUGGGCUGGAAUUCUGCUUACUGCACACCCACUGCGAAGCCAAGAGGAGGGUCCAUGCCAGCCCUGGAACAGCCGCGGCGGACACCUUGUGCGGGGACUGCAUGCCCGGAUAUUAUAGCCCUGAAGGUGAGACAGACCCAAACGCCACCUGCCUGCCUUGUUUCUCUGCCCCCAAAGGCCUCCCAGGAUGUUCAGGAUCCAGGAAGUGGCUGACCCGCCUGGCACGCAACGCCGAAGCUCUGCAGAGGCGGGACAACAAGAUGGCUGCCAACGGAACCCGAGAGGGGAAGCCGGAGGAGAGCGCCACCCAGUAUGCCGUCUUGGCCAUUGUCCCGGUCUUCUGCGUGAUGGGCCUGCUAGGGAUCCUCUUCUGCAACCUGUUGAUGAAGAAAGGCUAUCACUGCACCGCCCACAAGGACACGGACGAGGAGGGGGCCAAAUCCGAGAGGAACGGGAAUAAUCCUGGCUACAGAAUAGAAGAUGCCAAUGAAGACACCAUUGGAGUCCUGGUGCGUCUGAUCACAGAGAAGAAAGAGAACGCCGCAGUCUUGGAGGAGAUGCUGAAAGAUUAUCACAGCAAGCAGGUCUUGCAGCCCAUCUAUAAGCCCAUCAACAAGCUGCAUCUCCUGCCUCAGUUGCCCCACAUCUGCAGGCACCAGCACCACCUGCACACAGUCCAAGGCUUGGCCACCCGCCCGGGCCCCACCUGCACCCGGUGCAGCCAGAAGAAGUGGCCGGAGGUGCUGCCCUCGGCAGAAGCCACGCCGGCCACCUCCAUCGCUCCUGGCAGCGCCACCGCGAAGCUCGCAAAGCCCGGAGGCAAGGCUUGCAGGCCGGGAGAGAUCACCAUCCUCUCCGUGGGCAGGUUCCGCGUGGCUCGUAUCCCCGAGCAGAAGCCCAGCCCCUCGGAAGUGAAAACCGUUUCGGAGAGCGUGGGGGCGGAGCCCGCCGAGCCCCCCUAUGCCUGCCUCGUCCCGGAGGAAAAGCCACUGGUCAGCAACGGAGUGAAGCCGAAAUGGCUUACGACGGCAGAUGGCCGACAAGAGGUGAUCAUCUGACUCCAAGCCGCCGCGACGCAGAUGGGACAUUGGAUCAAGGGGAGGCCUCCGGCCAAACAGCCAUCACCCGAGGCUUGCGAGCGCUGGGCGCUGAAGAAGGUGAAGGACUGCCCUUGUUCCCCCCCCCCACUGCUCUUGGGAAACCGCCAGCAUCCUGGAGCAGAGCCAUGGGGCAGGCCCUCCAUGGGUGUAACGCCGUCCGUGCCACCUGGAGAGUCGAACUCUGGAGGACACCCUUGGCAUUGCAAAGACUCUCCGCUGCCCUUCUCCCCCCUUGCGCAAGGACCUAAGGGAAGCAACGCAGUGGGGGCUUUAGGGAAGGGGCUCCCUUUGGCCUCCAAACUUGGAAUACCACUACAUGUGCGCUUUUGUUUACAUGGCAUGGAAUCAGCUCUCUAGCGCCAGCCAGGCUGGGUAGGCUUCUGAACAGUGAAAAAAUAGUUUUUUGGGGGUUGUUUUUCCCCCCCCCAGGGGCGAAAAUCCUCCAUAGAUCUAACACAGGGCCAAAUUCUGCUGCAGAGGAAAUAGAUGCUUUAGAAGUUUUUCGCUUUCCCAAGCCGCUGUACAGGAUCCGGUCGUGAGGGCAUAGGGUUUUCUCAGCACCAAACCAGCAAUAUUUGCUUUAGUUUCUUUGUGUUGUAUCGUGCCUUUCCUCCCAGGAAGUGAAGGGGGCAAACGUGGUUCAUCUCCACCCGUAUUAGACUCAAAACACGCUGAGAGGGAGGUCUGGCCCAAGGUCACCCAGUGGACUGAGUGGGGAUUCGAACCCUGGUCUCCCGGGUCCUAGACUUGACACUACAGCACACCUUUCUGCCACUGGGGGAGGAGGGGCGUUCAUCCCUACGAUUCCCCACCUGCCCCCUAAGUAGCUAUUAUGGUAGCUUAGUGCAGUUAUGAAACGGGUUUCCUCCAAUGUCAUGCGCACCCCCACAAGAUGCAAGCAUCAAUGGUGUCGCCCAGCUCCUGGCUCCCUCAUUUCGCCCUCAUUUUAAUGGGGGGGGGCUUUAUUUAGAAAGCAAUCUAUUGCUCUCCUGGUACCGACCGAAAGAGAGCGCUUGUUUUUGUGUGUGUCUGGAAACGCCCUUGGGGCCUGAUCCGCUGGGAAGCCCCUCCAUGCAAACGCCAUUAACCCUGCCACCCAGCACCUGUCUGCUCAGCAGUUAUCCCUGAUGAAUUCAAUGGGACUUACACCCAAGUAAACGCAUACAUAGGGUUGCAGGCUCGAGCGCUUGUCUGGUCCCCGGCCACAUCGGUGGGGCUGGAGAGCCUUUCUCAUGGAUCGUGCCCAUCGAAUCGUAGGAUGGUAGAGUCGAAGGGAAUCAAAGGGCCUCUUUGUGAGCAAACGUUGUUCCCAUGUUUGGGAACACAAGGAGGUGGGAGGAGGUCUUUCCUCCCAGGAAACAGGUAUGCAGGUAAGGUCUUGCUUUCGCCCCACCUGGUCCUUUCAUCUCGCAUCACCUGUUAACGCACCUGGGUUCGCCGCCUUGGUCCUGGGAAGUCCCAAGACUGUGCAGACAUUUCUGGAAUAGUUCCAUCUAGUCUCCAGGCGCAGAAUCAUUGCAAUGGUAGAGUUGGAAAGGAUCCAUAGGGGUCAUUCAGUCUGACCCCCUGCAACCCGGACGCCUCUAGAAAGCUCGCAAGCAGGAGAAAGCCCCCUUCUUCUCCUCUUAGUCUCCCAGCUUCUGGAGGUAGAAACCAGCAACCAAAGAAUCCCUCUCUGUUCCAAAAAGAGCAACCCCUCUCCGUCAGGGAGAGACGACUUUGGCCAUGCCUGGAUUCCAGCUUCUAGUGUCCCUGGAUCAUUUUGGCGGGGGCAGUUGGGAGCUGGGGGUCUCCAACAACUUCUGGAGAGCCGUGGGUUCCCCACCACUGCAUUACCAGAGAGUGCGCAUGCAUAUGCGUGCGGGUUUAGCAAUGCUCAAUGUUUAAAGGUUCUGCAUGGAGAAAAUGGUGGCCGGGAUAAAAACGUAGCUCAUUCCAAUUUGCGUGAUUUCCUCUUCCUCCGAUUAAUUUCUACUGCUUGGGCCAGGUGCGAGGGAAGCGGGGCUUGAGAGAGUGCUGAAAGCCUCGUUUAAGAAUCCCCUCUGGCUUCUUAGCAGGCUUUCCCACACUUUGACAGCAAUGAGGACUAGACACUUGCUCUUGAAAAAGAAAGAAAAGGGUUCUGUCAUUCUGAAAGGAGAAGCAAAGCAACAUCUCCAGAAACUGAAUUCCACGUUCUUUCUUUUUCUCUUGAUUUAGAAGAUCCCCACUUUUGGAUUAAAAUAAAGAGCAGAACAAGCAUUAAAUAUGAGCUUCCGAUUUUAAACAGACACUAUAAACAAGAGCCAGCGAGAUCAACAACCAAAAUGUAGUCUACACAUUCAAAUUUACCCUUGGGCAAUGUGUACAAGCUAAAGGUGCCCUAAUGGGCUUAGCCAUGUUGCUAGACCUCAGCGUGCGGGGCAGGUAACACCUUAGAAACAUGCUCUCUCUGGGUUCCUAAAACGGCAGGCUAGGAAACAGGCUGCGUCUCGAUUUUCUACUGCUAAUCUGGGGGUCGACUAGAUGACUCUUGGGGUCCCUUCCAACGCUACCAUUCUAAGUCCUGCAGAGGAACCGAAAGGGGGCAGGGGUUGUUGCAGUUUGAACUUGCAGGUCAUAGUGGGCACCCGGCAGCCAGAGUGAGCCCUGGCACCUUUUAGGAAUCAAAUGUUUCGGGCCCUUGGUUGUGGAAACAGCAUUUGCUAAACCUUGAGGCUGGCAGAUUCCAGGUGUUUUCCAUCCAGCUGUUUACAAACAGUCUACUUCUCUUAACCCAGCUCAUCAGCCAACACAGCUUUUUUCUGUUAUCUGUCAUUAUUAUUAUUAUUAAUUUUUUUCUACAUUGAAAUGUUAUUUAUGUGGGCAAAGCAGGGGGAGGAGGGGGAACCUCUGGCCUCCUCAAAGCAGCCAGCCCUCUCCCCCCCAGCUCAGACUUGCCCCUUGUCUUAUUUAUUUUAUUAAUGGUUUGUGGUGUUUUGUCGGGGAGAGAAGGUUGGGGGGGUCUUUUAUGUUAAGGGUGUUAUUGGUGGCUUUCAAGCCUGUGGGUUUCGUUUCUGUACAUUGAUAAAUAAAAGCAAUCUAGAAAGCGAAA
Molecule: messenger RNA, 4464 nt
Organism: Podarcis muralis (Common wall lizard)
Lineage: Eukaryota; Metazoa; Chordata; Lepidosauria; Squamata; Lacertidae
Source: RefSeq, a predicted model, not a curated record